This is a messenger RNA of Zootoca vivipara (common lizard), 2094 nucleotides long. NCBI's taxonomy places the organism in Eukaryota, Metazoa, Chordata, Lepidosauria, Squamata, Lacertidae. The record is from RefSeq and is a predicted model, not a curated record.
GAAAGAACAUGAAGCAGAGCAAGUAUCAGGAAAGGAAAGAAGAAGAAAACACACUCACUCUGAAACAAAAAAAAAAACACUUUCAGAAUGAACCAACAGACAUCACAGUAUGGUUCUCAAUACACCUUUUAUAUCUAUUGAGAAUUGGAACAGAAGCUGUUGCAUCAAAAAUGGACCUCGACAUCCAAUCCAAAGAGCUCAGUGGGUCUAGCUGGAAGGAACUUCUUCCAACCCUGAGCCAGUACAAAACCAUCAGGUUGGAUGACUGUAGUCUAUCAGCUAGUCAUUGUAAAGAUCUCUGCGCCUUUCUGAGCACAAAGCAAACAUUGGCUGAACUGAAAUUGAACAACAAUGAACUGGGAGAUGCUGCUGUAGAGUUGCUGUGCAAAGGAUUGCUGAGUCCAAACUGUAACCUUCAGAAACUAUGGCUGCAGAACUGCAACCUCACCAAAGGCUGCUGCGAGAGUCUCCGUGCUGUGCUCAGCAGCAAGCCAUCCCUGACUGAGCUUCACCUGGGGGACAACAGUUUGGGCACAGCUGGAGUUAAGAUAUUGUGCCAGGGACUUUUGGAUUCCAACUGCCAGCUGGAGAAGCUUCAGCUGGAGUACUGUGAGCUCUCAGCAGAGAACGUGGAGGCUCUCAGCUCUGCCCUGCGCACCAAGCCAUCUCUGAAGGAACUCAACCUGAGCAACAACAAACUAGGGGAUGCCGCAGUGAAGCAGCUUUGCCAGGGUGUGCUGGACGACAACUGUAACCUGCAAUCGCUGCAACUGGAGAGCUGUGACAUCACACCUGCCAGCUGUCGGGACCUCAGCGCUGUGCUAAGUUCAAAGCCAUCCUUGACUGAGCUCUGCAUAGGGGAGAACAAGAUUGGUAACGCAGGUGUAGCCCUCUUGUGCCAGGGGGCCUUGAAUCCCAACUGCAAAAUACGCAAGCUGUGGUUAUGGGAAUGCAAUAUCUCAGCUCCUGGCUGCAAGGACCUCUCCAAUGUCAUUGGUACCAAAGAGACUCUCAAGGAGAUGAGCCUGAUCGGAAAUGAUCUAAAAGAUGCAGGGAUGGAGUUCUUAUGCCAAGGACUGAAGGACCCAAAAUCUAAACUUGAGUCAUUGUGGCUAAGAGAAUGUGGUUUGACUUCAGCCUGUUGCAAGAGCCUUGGCUCUGCUCUCAGCGUGAACGGGACUUUGAAAGAGCUGCAUAUCGGUGGAAAUAAUCUGUGUGAUGCAGGGGUGACUGAUCUCUGUGAAGGAGUUCUGAGCCCCAGCUGUAACCUGCAAUCCCUCUGGCUGGGACAAUCGGAACUCACAGAGGUUUGCUGCGAUAAGCUUGCCGAAGUCAUCGUUGGAAAACCCUCCCUACAAGAACUGGAUGUAAGCUACAGCCAUAUAGGAGACGAGGGUGUGCGUAAGCUCUGCGAAGCAGUGAGAAGUCCCAACUGUAACCUGAAGUACCUGAUUUUGUAUGACACUUACUGGACUACUGAUGUGGAUAAUGAACUGAAGGCCCUGGAAGAAUCAAAGCCUGGAUUUAAAGUUGUUACAUGAGUGGUGCAACAUUGCCGUGACCACUUCGACUGCCUUUUCUUCUGUCGGGAUUCUUUUUGUAAACCAAGUCACCAGACCAUAUGAUGAUGGACUUUUAUGAUUCCAGAUUUCAUGGAGCUGUGAUAUGCCUAGAAACCACAUUCAAAGCUUAGGAAUGUGUUGGUACCUCAGUGGUGAGGCAGCAUGGGGAAAGUUCUGGAAUUAUCUGCUGAGUCCAGCAUGCAUAUGCUGGUGGGUUUUCUGCCUCUUGGAAAAUACUAAGAUCAGCACAAAGUAGAAUAUGUCUCCUGCCAGCUGCCAUAAAGCAAUAAUGGUUACUUGCAGAUGACUUGAAACUCUUCCCUUGGGAAGAACUAUAUUGGAGACUUUUAGACAAAUUGGGGAAUAAUGCCCAUUUUUUAAUUGCAAAAAAUUAGGAUGCAACAUUGCCCCUCCCCUUAAGUAUCUCUGAUAUUAAUAUUUUCUGCUAAUAAUGCAAGGAGUGAAUUUUUUGUAUCUUGAUCAACAAAUCUAGCCCUGUAGGAAUAUAAAAUAAAGUUUGAUUGCAAAGAGA